Macrosiphum euphorbiae (potato aphid) is the source of this 492-nucleotide messenger RNA. The record is from the annotation of a GenBank genome assembly. Lineage: Eukaryota; Metazoa; Arthropoda; Insecta; Hemiptera; Aphididae.
AUGAUGGGUGGUUACGGAUGGGUUCCGAUAGAUCAACCGCACACGCUGUUGUGGGUGCCGUGCAAUUCUGGCGAUCCGUUGCCCAGAGGAGCUGUGCACGCGGGCACGGACAAGGGCGGCGACCCCUUGUACGCGGGUCGGGCUUUUUACGAAGGUGACUUGCUGCCAGCAAAAAUAAACCCGAGUCAUUCGUCAGCAUACGUGUGCUGGGGAGGCAUGGAGCACGCCUUGAGCCACUUCGAGGUUUUAUGUCAUGCAAACGUGGCGUGGCAAACCGCUCAAGGAAACCAUAUUCCGCCAAACGCUAUUGUCAUAGGUUCUACCGUUGACGGGGAAAAACUUUACAUGGGCCGUACGCUUCAUGACGGAACAUUAACUCCUGGAAAAAUACAUCCCAGUCAUGGAACACUUUAUAUUCCAUAUAACGGAGAAGAAGUAUCCGUCACUGAGUAUGAAAUCAUGAUAUACCGACCACCUAUGACCUUUAAUUAA